Molecule: messenger RNA, 2570 nt
Organism: Linum tenue
Lineage: Eukaryota; Viridiplantae; Streptophyta; Magnoliopsida; Malpighiales; Linaceae
Source: the annotation of a GenBank genome assembly
AUAAAAAAAAUGUGACAAAUAAGUCCCGACUCCCGAUCAUUACAAGUUUACAACAAUAUUGACGCAAACACUCUUCUCUCUUCUCUUUCGUUCUUCAAUCUUCUCCCUCGCAGAUCCGCCCGCCCCACCAGCCGCUAAUCGCCAAUUCUCUUCGUCUUCAAAACCCCUUUGCUCUUCGCAAAGCCUCCGCACAACCCAAGCGCCAGACGCUCUGAACGACAAAUCAGUGAAGCCUUGGGGGCGGCCGCCCCUCUAGCUGCAACCUGCAGUUCUUCUUACUAAUAUAUGAGCACUCUUCUCUUCCGUUCAACUGCCAGUUUGUGUAUUUGCGAUCAGUGAGAUAAAUCAAAAUUCGUGAGGACCCUCUUAGCUUACUGUAGUCUUACGCCAUGGCUGUCCAACAAGAGGCGGCGCAGGAGUACGUGCCGCAGCCGAAGAAGAAAGAACCUUCUGAGCUGGAGAAGAGGAGAAAGAAAAUUGAACCUGGAAGCUUAAAGAAAGCUGAAAUGAGGCCAGGAGGUGGCGAUGCUAGACCAUCCGAUGGUGACCAGGUCUUAUAUCACUGCACAGUUAGAACGUUGAAUGGAGUAGUUGUGGAGUCUACUAGAUCUGAUAAUGGGGGUAAAGGCAUUCCACUGCGACAUGUUUUGGGUAAAAGCAAGAUGCUGUUAGGAGUCGUUGAGGGACUUACCACAAUGUUGAAGGGUGAAGUGGCAAUGUUUAAAAUGAAGCCAUCAAUGCAUUAUGGUGAGGCUGAUUGUCCAAUCUCGCCACCAAGUGGAUUUCCAAAGGAAGAUGAACUUCAUUUUGAGAUUGAAAUGAUAGAAUUCUCAAAAGUGAAGGUAGUCAAUGAAGAUUUGGGGGUUAUAAAGAAGGUGAUUGCUGAUGGCCAAGGCUGGGAAACUCCUAGGGAACCAUAUGAAGUACAAGCCAGGAUUUCAGCUAAAACUGGUGACGGGAAAGUUAUUCUUUCCCACGCACAAGGAGAUCCAUAUUUCUUUACUUUCGGGAAAUCUGAGGUGCCUAAAGGUCUUGAGAUGGGAAUGGGAACAAUGGCACGGGAAGAAAAGGCUAUAAUAUAUGUUACUGGCCAAUACUUAACUCAGUCACCCCUCCUCUCUACAAUAGAAGGUUUGGAUGAAGUUCAAUUUGAAGUGGAGCUUGUUCAUUUUGUUCAGGUGAGAGACAUGCUUGGAGAUGGGCGUCUAAUAAAACGCAGACUUCGUGAUGGGAAGGGUGAGUUUCCCAUGGAUUGCCCUCUUCAUGACAGUCUCCUGCGGGUCCACUACAAGGCCAUGCUUCUAAAUGAUGAAAAGACUGUCUUCUACGAUACAAGAGUCGAUAAUGAUGGGCAGCCUUUAGAGUUCAGUUCUGGCGAAGGACUGGUUCCUGAAGGAUUUGAAAUGUCUGUCCGUCUGAUGCUUCCAGGAGAGUUGGCUUUGGUAACAUGUCCUCCUGAUUAUGCAUAUGACAGAUUUCCAAGACUUGUAGUGUUCUAGUUAAUUGAACUACUUAUUAACCUUCUGUACGUGUGGUUAGGCCAGCCAAUGUUCCCGAAGGUGCUCAUGUCCAAUGGGAAAUUGAGCUUCUUGGUUUUGAAAUGCCAAAGGACUGGGCUGGCAUGGAUUUUCAGAGUAUAAUGGAUGAUGCUGGAAAGAUCAGAAGCACCGGAAACAGGUUGUUCAAAGAAGGAAAGUUCGAACUAGCCAAAGCCAAGUACGAGAAGGUACUGAGGGAGUUUAACCAUGUCAAUCCACAAGAUGACGAGGAAGGGAAGGUUUUCCUGAACACGCGGAAUUUGUUACACCUUAAUGUGGCCGCUUGCUACCUGAAAAUGAAGGAAUGCAGAAAAUCCAUCGAGGCAUGCAACAAGGUUCUGGAUGCCAGUCCUGCACAUGCAAAGGCUCUAUACCGCCGCGGAAUGGCAUACAUGGAAGCUGGCGAUUUUGAUGAAGCAAAGAACGACUUUGAAAUGAUGGCAAAAGCUGACAAGUCGUCCGAGCCUGAUUCAAAAGCUGCUCUUCAGAAACUAAAGCAAACAAAGCAGGAAGUUGAGCGAAGAGCACGGAAACAAUUCGGAGGGCUCUUUGAUAAGAAGCCCGGAGAGAUAGCAGAGGUUGGACCAGAAGAUGAAGCAAAUGAGAAAGAGGAGGAGAGCACAUCCAAAGAACAGCACAAGGACGACGAGAUCGAGGAAGAGCCAUUGCUGGAAGAUGCAGUGGAGGGACCAAGACCUGGCCUGUUGCAUCGCUUGUGGCCGACUGGGGGAAGGCUAUUCUCGGCUUUGGGGCUCCAACGCUGUACCAUCUUGUGAAACCUCGGCAGAGAGGUCACUUUUUAAAAUCGCUCCCACAUUGCUGGUUAUGCAGAGAGGUCACUUGCUCACUUUUGAACUAGUAACUUUAUACAUGAUAAUAAUUUGUCUCUUCUAUCUACACCUAUUAUUAAAGUCAAAUUAGGGGAAAAAUUCCCCAUUUCAAAUUUCCAGCCUGAAAGAGAGAGAAAUAUGGAAGCCUCGUUUCGUAAGAGGAUAUUUACAUGGUUGAAACUUUGAAAGUAUUAUUUGGCCC